This is a messenger RNA of Castor canadensis (American beaver), 2565 nucleotides long. The record is from RefSeq and is a predicted model, not a curated record. NCBI's taxonomy places the organism in Eukaryota, Metazoa, Chordata, Mammalia, Rodentia, Castoridae.
AUGGGGCCUGCUGACCUAUGGUGCCAUCGGUGGACAGGCAUCCUGCUGUCAGCCUCACUUCUGACCACAUGCAGUCCUCCAGCCUCUGCCCAGGCCACCUCCAGUGCCACCCAAACGGAGAAGGAUGUUGUUCUCGGUUUGGAGACCCCCUGGACAACCCAGCUUCACGGUAGAUGCAGAGAACCGCUGGCCAAGCCCACCAUUUCAGUGAACCAGGACACGGUCAUAGAGCAUAGGGGCAUGGUGACCUUCACCUGUAGCACCGCGGACGUCAAUGUCACCAUCCACUGGGUCUUCAACAGUCUCCCACUUGUGUUUAAUGAGCGCAUGCUGCUGUCUGAGGAUAACAAGACUCUCACCAUCCUCACUGUCCAGCGGGAGGACGCUGGGUCUUACCAGUGUGAAGUGUGGAGUACCCUUGAGGUCCAGAGUAGUGACCUCACCUUCCUGCAUGUGAACUCUGGUCCUGACUCCGUUGAAAUCAAGCUGGUGUCGGGUGUACCCAAUGGGGAGGUGGUUGAGGUACUGGAGGGCGCCACCAUGAACGUCCAGGUGGAAACGCAGUCUCGCCCCCACGCACACCUGGUAUCUCCCAGUGACUCGAUCUCACCUCCUACCACGAACACGAGCACGCUAACUGUCCAAGGCGUGUCCAAGGAGCAUGAGGGCAUGUACAGGUGCCUGGUAUCCAACAACAUCACCCAGCUGUCUCUCCUGGGUGCGCUUGAAGUUCGAGUCCUUGAAUUACUGACCCCACCUCAAGUGAGGCCCCCGAGUCUGCAUCUCAUGGAAAACGCAAGCUCUGUGUCCCUGACCUGCCAAACCAGCCACAAGUGGGUCAGCAUCCAGUGGUUUGUGGGUGAUCAGCCCCUCCUUCCCAGUGAGCACCUGGCACUGUCCAGCGACAACAAGACGCUGGUCAUCCAUGGCCUCCGGCGGGACGACACAGGGCCCUAUAAGUGUGAGAUAUGGCACAGGGGCAGCCAAGCUCGGAGUGACCCCCUCAGGCUGAACAUCAGCUAUGGCCCUGACCGAGUGAGCAUCACCAGUGGGACGGCAACCACAGUUGUCAGCACCAUCAAGGCGAGGUUCAACUCCAACCUGACCCUGCAUUGUUGGGCCGAAUCUGAGCCAGGCUGUGAGUAUAACUGGACCCUGGAGGCCUUCCCCUGGGUGCAUGUGGGAUCACAGCUGACCAUUGAUGUCCUGAGCUGGGAACACGAGGGGAACUACAACUGCACAGCCUUCAACGCCGUCACCAGCCUGGCCCGCUCUGCCUCCGUCAUGGUCAAGGUGGUGGGUCCCGAGUCAUCCUCCCUGUCUGCAGGGGUCAUCGCUGGCAUCAUUGUUGGUAUCCUGCUCGUCAUUGUCAUAGGACUGGGGUAUUUCCUGUACACCAGGAGUGCCCUAAGGCAGUCUUUGACUGGGGUCACACCUUAUUUCUCUGCUCACCUGCAGAUGGAACCACCUUCAGCCCUUGGAGGUCACUUUUCUAGCCCUGGAAAUCCAGCGCCAAACCCCCCGAUGCGUCCACCGGUCCGCUCUGUUCCAGAAGACAAUACAGAGACAGACUACGAGAUGGAACCACCUCCAGCCUUCGGAGGCCACUUUUCUGGACCCAGAAAUCCAGUGCCCAAACUCCAGAUGCAUCCACGUGUCCACUCUGUUCCAGAAGACAAUACAGAGACAGAAUACGAGAUGGAACCACCUUCAGCCCCCGGAGGCCAGUCUUUUGGCCCCAGAAAUCCAGUGCCGAAACCCCCAAUGCGUCCACCGGUCCGCUCUGUUCCAGAAGACAAUACAGAGGCAGAGUACGAGAUGGAACCACCUUCAGCCUUCGGAGGCCACAUUUCUGGCCCCAGAAAUCCAGCGCCCAAACUCCAGAUGCAUCCACCUGUCCGCUCUGUUCCAGAAGACAACACAGAAACAGAAUACGAGAUGGAACCACCUUCAGCCCCCGGAGGCCAGUCUUUUGGCCCCAGAAAUCCAGUGCCGAAACCCCCAAUGCGUCCACCGGUCCGCUCUGUUCCAGAAGACAAUACAGAGGCAGAGUACGAGAUGGAACCACCUUCAGCCUUCAUAGGCCACUUAUCUGGACCCAGAAAUCCAGCGCCCAAACUCCAGAUGCAUCCACCAGUCCGCUCUGUUCCAGAAGACAACACAGAAACAGACUAUGAGAUGGAACCACCUUCAGCCUUCAUAGGCCACUUAUCUGGACCCAGAAAUCCAGCGCCCAAACUCCAGAUGCAUCCACCAGACCGCUCUGUUCCAGAAGACAACACAGAAACAGACUAUGAGAUGGAACCACCUUCAGCCCCCAGCAGCCAUUCUUCUGGCCCCAGAAAUCCAGCACCGAAACCCCUGAUGCGUCCACCGGUCCACUCUGUUCCAGAAGACAAUACAGAGACAGACUAUGAGAUGGAACCACCUACAGCCCCGGGAGGCCACUCUUCUGGCCCUAGAAAUCCUGUGCCCAAACCCCGGAUGCGUCCACCGGUCCGCUCUGUUCCAGAAGACAAUACAGAGGCAGAGUACGAGGUAUUUUAUGCCAUGCUGAGUCUUUAG